Messenger RNA from Chara braunii, 1005 nucleotides. NCBI's taxonomy places the organism in Eukaryota, Viridiplantae, Streptophyta, Charophyceae, Charales, Characeae. The record is from the annotation of a GenBank genome assembly.
GGUGAGAUCCCGGGUCAAGGGGGACAGGACGUGUCGCCCAUGGAUAUCCCUUCUACGGCCACACCAACACUUGGCUUCGGCAGAGACGGUGUCAGCAGGGAGCGGAUAAUUCCACAAGCCAACCAUGGUCCUCAAGGAACUCCACGUGGCGACGGGAGUGGAACCAUGCGUUCUCAAGGGAUUGUCAUUAACGACAUGGCACGGCAAAGGCAUGUCAGUUCAAUGUCCACAAUCAUUUCCGUUGUCGAACGCACGGAUAAAGGACAAGUCCCUAGGUCUCCCUUGCGCCACGUGGAGCCGUCGAACACGUUGAUGGUCAGGGGGUCGUCAAGGGUUGUCUCACUUUCCGCACAACCAGGAAGUGCCAAUAUCCAUGCCACCGCCACUGCUGCGGGAGAAAGGCGAGAAGAUCGGAGGGUCGCAAAGGUGGGGAGGAAAGAAGAGAGCAAGGAUGAAACUCCGCGGGCAGCCGACGAGGAAGACGAGUCUCUGAACUUGAAGAAGAAAAGAACGCGUCACGAGGAAGAGUUGGAGGCGAAAUCCAAGCUCUGGGGGUACGGGAAAACGUUCAGUGGAAGUGGACCUGGUCGCAUGAUUGCAGACGCCGUGCAUGAUUGCACGGUCGUGCAUGAUUGCACGGACUAUAAUUGUGCAAUCGUGAACGGUGAUGCAGGCACCACCGCUCCGCAUGGCGUCAUCAUGCCAACCCCUGAUGUUCUGCACAUGCGAAUCGAAGAUCCGGCGCAACGAGAGCCAGCUCUACGACGAGCGAGACGGGCGGAGAACGUCGCUAUGCGCGUCAUCCACGAAUGGAUAUUCAGGUCGCCUUCAAGGUCCGAUGGUUUUGCUCGCGCCGAGUCGUAUGUCGUCGUCGAUUACCCCACUGAUCUGGCGAAGCAGUUUGGCAGAGCGUGGAGUGGUCGAGGGUAGUGCCGCCUAGUGUUGUCUACCACACGCUCGCUUUGAAAAUGGACAUUCCAUUGUGGUAUGCGGGGGCAUGUAUCG